CACUUGGAUCUACCUUUUGAUCGAAAUGCAUCAAACACCAGCCAGGUGCUACCCUGUGGCAUUGGCUGUGAUCGGUGCACUAACAACCAGUGUGGCUAUCUUGAAGAGUACACCGAAGGCAGCCGGAUUGCUGGAACUUGGUUCAAGCUGAAUGGUUCAGACAAAGACAACAAGCCAGUCCGUGUCUCUCUUGGGUGCCACACUGAUGAAAGGCACCUCUUCUACACACAGAAGGUCAAUGGAAUUCUGGGUCUGGCACCUCACAAGAUAACAGGAGCGUCCAAUCUUCUGGAAGAACUUUACCAAGACAAGAAACAUGUGAACCAUGCGGUGUUUUCGCUCUGCCUGGCAGAAUGGGGCGGCUUAUGGACUGUGGGUGGUUAUGACGGCAGCUUCAUCCUGCCUGGUUUCACAUUGCUGUGGAUGCCAUUGCACCACAUUGGGUAUUUUGGGAUACAUUUGACAGAAAUCCGAUGUGGAGCUCAAGUCGUUGGUGCCGAGUCAGAUUUUGGCACCACGAUUCUGGACACAGGCACCACCUUUUCAUAUUUUCCACAUCAGACCUACUAUACAUUGAUAACUGCCUUGAAGACCCAAUGCGUUGGGAUCAACUGCGGUGCAAGUCCCGUGCCUCACACUUAUCAGACGUGCUGGAAGCUCUUGACUGGAACAAAGCCUCGCCAGUUCCCAAACAUAACUGUUGCAGUGGGCGAUGCUCAAACUACUUUCAUUUGGCAACCAGAGGCGUACAUGUUCAGAAGACACAACGAUGAGAACGAAUGGUGCUUUGCCUUCGCUGACAACAAAAUGAGUCACACAACAGUGCUUGGCACCUCCUUCUUUCUGCACAAGACAGUUGUUUUCGACACCUCCAAAUCCCAGCUGGGGAUUGCGGAGUCGGCGUGCCCCGAAUACCACUACAGAACUCCAAAAGCUGAGACAGGGCAGUUGUUGAUAGCGCAGGUGUCUUCCCCACGAUCAUCUCCAGCAUCUCAAUUUGACCUGCCAAGUGAGGGAAACAUUCACUUUCUUGCCAUUUGUUUGGGAGUAGUUGGACUUCUACUUUUGUUGGUGGCUUGUGCGAUGUGCCUGUGGGCGUACCUUGUAGAGGAGGAGGACGAUGAAAGCGAAGUUCAACUUGCAGAUCGCAAAUUGGUUUUGGUCUCCGGUGCCAAUGCCCCUUGCUUGCAAGAUGCCUUUCGGCAGCCCAUCGCAGCUCCUUCCGCCCCUUAUGAUUUGCACCAUGGUCAGGUGCGCAGGGGAUUCGUGCUGCUGCAGAUGCAUGGUUGUGGAGAUCCAGGGCGAGCACUGAGGGUCAGUGCUCGAGGCAAAGGGGAAGUCUUUGGCAUCCUCAUUGGCGAGGGCCUUGUGGAGGUUCUUGGUCGUGAAAACUGGGCGUAUGUGACGCGUAGAGAGCCUGGAGGGUAUUGGGAGCAUUCAGAUCCAUGGCAUCAGUGGCAUGGCAGCUGGCGAGAACAUGCACCUGGUCAGGGAGAAGUUCGACGUUCAGCACAAGGUCAAGGUAAAGGUUCAGAACAACCUGAUCAUUCGGGAGAAUCCGAAGGAGAAGAUCGACCUAAAGGUGAUUUACCGAGUGGCAAAAUCACUAGCGUGCAAGAGAGAGCAGACAAAGAAGAAGAGAAAAAGCUUUCGGGCAAGGUCUCCAAUAGCUAUCCCCCAGUUUUUCGAGCUCGACAAGGUGAAAAUUAUCGAGACUGGAAGAGAUCUGUCAAGUUUUGGCUACAUGGUGAAGGACAACAACUUCCCACAGGCUUGGUUGGCUCUAGGGUCAUGGUGCAGCUACGUGACCGAGCAGCACAACUCGUCAAACAUCUGGAGCCGGAAGAUGUGAGUCAGAAAGAUGGGCUCCAGCGGAUCUUUGAGACGUUGGAAAAGAGUCCGCUCAUCAAACAGAGCGAGAAGCAUAGAGUGGAUUGGCACCGGAAGAGACUUCUCACCUUGUCUCGGGUGGCCGGUGAGAGCUUGGAAAGCUACAUCACACGAGCUGGACUUUAUCGAGCACAACUUGAAGGACUAGAUGCAGCUCUGAGCAUGGGAGAAAGGUUUUUUGUGGGACACUUGAUAGAUCAUGCAAGGUUGACGCGCCGAGACAAGGCGAUGAUCAAAACACAUGCAGGAGAUGAAGAUGAAGUCUCGAUCACGGGAGCAAUGAUGGAGUUGUCCAGUGAAUUGGAGGGCGAGCAGGGCUAUCCGAUUGGUCAGGCCGAAGCUCAGUUGAGUGGAGCGCAAGGUGAAGAGCACUUGGUCCAAAGAGGAGUAAUGGGCUUGCGUUUCAACAGGCGUGACAAGGCGGCUUUGGUGGCUGAAAUGAAUGAAGUGGAGACAGAGACCAAUGUGUCUUUGGAGGGCAUUCCAGAAGAUCCAGCAGGAGAUGACAGUGUGGAUGAGUGCGAUCCUCAGCUGCCAAGUGACGUUUUACAUGCAGAACAUGAAGCCCUGGCGUUGCAGUUCAGGGCAAAGCAGAAGAUGGCCGAGGCACGAAAGAUGAGAAACUACUAUCGGAAGUCCGAAGGAGACACCAAGAAAACCUCCAAGGGUGGCAAGUGUUUCGUUUGUGACGAACCUGGGCAUUUUGCUCGGGAUUGCCCAAAGGUGAAGGCAGCACUUGCAGCCUCUCCGAAUCCCGUUUUGGUUACGGCUCACAAGCUGGAGUCUGACAAGGAGACUGAAUGGGGCUUGUUGGAGUCACUCUGCAAAGACAGCCUGAGCGCAGAUUCUUCUGAAAGGGCAGUAUACAUGGUGCAUAGGGCAGUUUGCGGGGAAGAGAUGGGAGCCACCACCAAGAAACAUGAAACUCCUGUAGUACCGUUUGAAGCAUGGUGGAACAUGAAGGAGUUGUCCAGAAAAGUCAUUCUUGAUCUAGGCUGCAUGAGGAAUGUGGUGGGUGUUCAAUGGGCCAAUGAUGUGGUUUCGGAGUGGCAACAACAACAGCGAUGGUUUCGGGUUUUGGAAGAGGACGAGGUGUUCAGGUUUGGGGAUGGCAAUACCUUAAGGAGCAAAUAUCGUCUACAACUUCAAGUGAGGCAGAGCAUGAAUUUUCGAUGGAGCAUCAUCAAGAAGUUGGCUUGGUGCCGCAUGCAGUCCAUGAAUGCGAAGUGUUUGGCUCCGAGAAACAACAAUUCGAGACAGCCCACCGUGCCUCGCAUGUCUGUGGUGAACCCGCCCCUAUGUCGGAUGUGCGGCAUUGUGGGUCAUCGGACUCGACAGUGUCCGAACUUGUCGGAUCCCGAGUCUGUGGUGGAGCUGGAAUCCCAAACUGGCGACAGCUUUCAGGAGGUGGAGCAUCUUCAGCGCCAGGAAGAACCACGACAAGCUGCGAGAAAGGAGCCUCCCACAUCGAUGGAAGUGGACCGACCAGCCAAGGGACGCGGUCGCGGUCCCGCAGCCCGGGCAGCAGCCAUCCGGGGAGAAGAGACAGCCAGGUCGAGCUCUACGCCCACAGAGCUGAAGGAGAAGACAUCGACAACAAAGAGGUCGAGCAGAAUCAACAGAGGCUUGCCCCCUUCAGAAGAGGAAGGUCCAGAUCAGCGCAUUGUGGAGACAGAGGCGAUCCAAGGGCUCACCAUGCAGGAGUUGCAGAUGGUCUACAAGCACCGGGAGAAGGAGGAGGAGAAGGCCAAGAAGAAGAUGGCGACGGCGGCACUCACAGGGUGGGAGUCGCGAUAUCCGUCGCUGAGCAAUGUGUGGAGCGACGAUUUGGCAUGCAACAUCCUGAAGUGCUUUCAGUCAAGGAUGAGAACUUACCUUUGGAAGAAGGUGGUGUGGCAGUUGCGCGUGAAGGAGGCCAUCCGGGUGGAGUCCAAGGGCAAGGCAACAUGGAAACGCAAUGUGAGGUGGCUCAACCCCUUACUGAGCACGGAAGUGGCGUCGACCUGGGGGCAUUUCGGAGCAAUGAGGCAGAGGCUGCGAUCUUCGGACUUCACCGGGAAGAAGACUGGCACCGAGUUACCGUACUACAUCGUCAUGGAGAUCUUCGCUGGAUGCGCGAGACUGACGGCGAGGGCAUCAGUGCGUGAGGGAUGGCGAGCGAUGGAGCCGAUUGACAUCCUUUACGGGUAUGACCUGAAGAAUCCGGUCACGCAGAAGGAGAUCUUAGACCGAAUCAAAGAACUCAAGCCAGAUUUGGUCACUCUGAGUCCAAGAUGCGGUCCAUGGAGCCAGAUGCAACGUAUCAAUCCGAACGUUGACAAGGUGAUGGAAGAUCGACAACAAGACAUUCCUUUAUGGAGAUUCAGCCGGAAGGUUUGGGAUGAACAGAAUGGGAACGGUCGCCUGGUCAUGACGGAGAACCCUUACCAGUCGGCUGCACUCACCAUGGACUUCAUGAUGGAGCGCCCCAACUUGCACCGGGCCAAGAUUCCUCAGUGUGCCUUUGGACUGAAGGAUGCGGUCUCUGGCAAACCUCAUCAGAAGUACACGGCCCUGGAUGUGAAUGAUGCUGGCAUGCGAGAAGCGUUGAUGGAAGGAGCUGUGUGCAAUCACACCCCUGAAGAACAUCAACCCAUCGAGGGCAAUGUUUACUACAAUGGGCGGUGGCAGCGACGGUCAGCUUUGGCGUCAAAAUGGCCAGAAGAGCUUUGCGACCACAUCUUGCGUGCAGCAGAGUGCGCAUGGGAAAAAUGUGAUCAAAACGCACCGAGAAAGCUGACUGAUGGCCGAGAAGCAGGAGAAGCUCACUACAUUCUGCCGGUGGAGCCAAUGCCGACUCCGGAAGGAGAACUGAGGAAGCAGCUGGAAAAGGCAGAUUGGAGAGGUGGUCAGUAUGACUACGUGUACUUCGAUGGAGUUGCCCGACAAGGACCCUACAAGAUGAGGCAAGCUUUGGCUCACUUGCAUGUUGUGUUGGGCCACCCCUCGAUGGAGCGGUUGGUGAGGAUGCUCAUGAUCAGCGGCUGCAGCAGUCAAGUGGUGGAGAUAGCAAAAGGGCUGCGAUGUCAGAUCUGCCAAGCAGUGCGUCCUCCUGGAGCUGAACCGAAGGUGGCAGCCACACGACCGACCAGAUUUGGAGAACGGGUGUUGUCGGACUCCUUUUUCGUGUGGGAUGUCAAGGGCGAAAGAUUCAAUGUCACUCACAUGAUUGACGGCUUGACGGAGUACCAUAUGGGCUUGGUCAGCAAACAGGUGGGAGCCGACGUCACCACAGAACUUUUGCAGAAUCGCUGGUGCGCAGUGCUGGGGCCCCCGGAGGUGUUGCAGACUGAUGGAGGCAAAGAGUAUGCGGAUGUGGUGCAACGGGUGAGCAGGUUGCUGGACUUCCGGCACGAGGUGGUGCCUCCAGGUGCAAAGUGGAGGCAGGGCCAAGUGGAGCGCCAUGGUGCAAUCAUCAAACUGAUGAUGAUGCGGGUGAUCUCAACCCAACAAGCAGCGGGACUGGAGGAGAUCAAGUUGGUGGCAACGAGCUGCUUCAAUGCCAAGAACCGCUUAUGCAACAAAGCAGGAAUGUCCCCUCUGCAAGCUGUCACCGGGAAGAACACCACGGUUCCAGUGUCAGUCAUGGAGCAACUCUGCAGUGGCCAGGUGAAGUUUGCGCUGAAUGAGGAGUUGGAACUACGUGAUGCCCUUCGACGAGCAGAACGUAUCCGAGCGGCAGCCAUUGACAGCUACAACUGGAUCGAUUCCAACCAGGUCAUCAGGGAAGCCAUGAAUCGACGCUCUCGGCCGCCAAAAUUGGAGUGUAUCUUCGAAGGCACCACGGUGUAUGUGCACGAGCCACCGCCCAACCGACGUGGCCAACAUCGACGUCUUCAAGAUCACUCCAGCUGGGAUGGUCCAGGAAAGGUGCGAAGUUAUCCAUUGGAGAAACUGAGACUGGCAACUCCGGAUGAGAUGUUGGGUUCGCAGUUCAUCGUGCAGAUCUUGGAGGAGAUGCAGGACGAAAUCAAGAAGGGCAAUUUGCGGCUUGAAGAAGAUCAGAACCAACCAAGACAAGCUUUACCUGACAGGGCACAUGCGACACCCAACGUGGAGGAGGAAGGCAAUAUGGAGAUGCUGGAUGACACGCAGGUGCAAGAACGUCUGCGUCGGGUGCGCCGAAUGGAGAUCAUGAAUGACGUGCCGGACUCCAUACGGCAAGGGGCAUUGUCCAGCUCCAGUCAGAGCAGCCGAGUCCUUGUGAGAAGGCUUGAUGACGGUGAGAGAAGGGACCUUCUGAUGGAGGAUGAUGCAGAGAUGUCAGAAGCGCCUCAAGUUCCUGCUGAAGAAGUGGAGCCUAGCCGUUUGAAGUUUCCAGAGAAGAAAGCCCUAUUUGAACAAGGCAGACGUGAAGGUGGGUUGCCUUCCACUUUGACAGAGGCGCGUGUGAGAAGUGGCAUGACUUUGGCAGGCAGACAGGUGAAGAACAUUCGGAAAAUCAUCAGCAAGCAUCGUCGGGCACCUAUGACACCUCAGGCACGACAGCAACGUGCUGAAGAGCAGUCGAUGGGCAGUGUAGUGCUGCUGACCGAAGUGUUGGAGCCUGAUCAUCACGAAGUUCUGUGGCAUGAAGCAUGCAAAGAGAUGGAGGAGCAGGAGGCGUUUUGGAACUCUCCUGCCGUGAAAGCGAAGGAUCUCAAGAAGAUGAAUAGCAAGAUUGAGAGCAAGGUUUUCCAACACAGAGCAGAUCUGGCUCAGGGCAAGAUCGUCACCGGCAAGGCGAGAUUGGAGUAUCAAUGGUCACAGCUCAAUGAGGAGUGGAAGAAAGCAUAUGAACAGCCUUUGGUGAAGGCUGUGAAGAUCUACUUUGACCAUGAUGCUCUUGCUGGUGUACCCAAGGACAAGGUGAUCAAUCCAAAGUGGAUAUUAUCCACACGUUUUGUGCUGACGAACAAGGGUGGCCCAGAGUUGAAGGAAGCGAUCCUCAAGGCAAGAUUGAUCUUGGGAGGACACAUGGACCCGGACAUGGGCAAGUACGCCACUUUGGCGCCUACUGCAGCUCUCUUGGCACACAAUCUCAUCAAUUGGGUUGCAGUACAAAAACAAUGGGUGGUGAACUAUGAGGAUGUGUCCAGUGCCUUCUUGCAGGGCAAACCAUUGCCGAAGGAGAGGGAGGUCUACAUUCGUUUGCCCAAGGGCUACCCUGACUGCGUGUGGGCGUUCAUCUUGGAGCAGCUGGGAGUGAACUACAGAGAAGAUUUGCUGCAGCUGACCAAGGGAGGCUUUGGUCUUCCGGAGUCACCACGUCUGUGGUACCUAUGCUACAGGGACACGCUCAAGGAGCGUGACAUGAAGGAGUUGGACAUCCUGCCGGGAGUCUUUGCGGCCUAUCACCCUGAUGGAGAGCUGCGAGCUUUUGUGGGGACGAAACCAGCAACGCAGGGCUGGACGAAGUUCUGUGGCCGGUGGGAGAGGCAGAACCCGGAGACCCUUGAGUUUGAGUACGCCAUGGAGGAGUACGCCAAAGACAUCCAGAAAAUGAAGUUGCCCACCGGCAAUGCCAAGAACCUGAGUGGGGAGAUCUCACCCGAGGAGAAGCUGCAGAUGUCGUCCAUUUUGGGACAGCUCAACUGGAUGGCUCGACAAGGUCGAUACGACUUGUCCUAUGGAGUAUCUCAUGUGCAACAACUGGCAGCUCGAGAAGGAAGAGUGGCCUUGGAGUGGCUGAACAAGGUGGUGUACCGGGCCAAACAGCCAGCUGUUCAAGUGGUAAAGAGGCUGAAGGAUUGGCGCAACUACAUCAUCGUGUCCGCCAGUGACGCAGCAUAUGGAGCACAACCGGGAGGCUAUAGCCAAGGUGGCUUGGUGAUUUGCAUCGCCGACAAGGACAUCCUGGAGGGCGAAGCGAAUCUGACCGUGGUGGAGGCGGCCAGUAUGAAGAUUCAGCGGGUGGUGAGGUGCUCAAUGAGUGCAGAAGUCUCCAUGGCGGCCACCUCCUAUGAACAUGGAGAUUUUGUACGAGCAGCACUGGCCGAGAUUCUCAAUCGAGACUUUGGCCUACCGGAAUGGAAGGUCUGGGCAAGUGCACGUGAGCACUAUCUGGUCAUUGACUCAAAGACGGGAUUCGACGUGUUGAACAAUGAGACGCAGACAUCGGACAGAAAGAUUCAGAUUGACUUGGCGGUCUUGAAGCAGGCCUUGAUGGAGGCGGACAUCAAUGCCUUCGUACGUUGGGUGCCGGGCCAUCAUCUGAUCGCUGAUGCCAUGACGAAGUGGUAUGCCAACAAUGAGCUCGAACGGGCCUUGGCAGAAGGAGUUUGGUCUCUGAAGGACACGUCAGAGGCGCAAGGUUUGCGUAGGGAAGCAGCCAAGAAACGGCAAAGCUGGAAUGCCUUGAGUGGCCAGGACUUGGAGGAGCAGGGAGUUUGGCUUCCGAUGCCUUUGCCUGCCAUGAGUGAUGUUCUGCGUGGUGUGAUUCUAGAUUCAGCUCCUGACGGUGCCGUCACGGCCGAAGCCUGCAUCCAAAGCAUGGUGCAAUCGGUGGCAGCUGCGGUUUCUCUAGCAGUUUCGACAGGCCAUGAUGGCUCCCCAGAGAAGAAGAAAGAAGCUGAAACUGCCAGCAAGCGCGCUGUUUCUGCAAUCAUUGGGGGCAAUUCGAUUGUGAAAGCGUACUUGCGGGACAAGCCUGAGAAGAUGCUUACCAAACUGGCGAGCUCAGACACCGUGGUCGUCCACGCUUUGGAACCACCGGUGCCAAUGCAGUUUAUCUAUUCCAAGGACGACAACAUCAUCCUAGCUCAGGGAGUGGAACGAUACUUGCAGGAAGUCAAUGAACGACCAAGCCGGAAGGGCUUGGCCUUGCCCAGAGUUUGGUGCCUCGAAAAAUCCAGGCACUGCUUUCACAAGUUGACACACCAGGAGGAAUACAGGAAGUGCGUGAAGCUGUUUGCUUCGAGUACGAUGACAUGA
This is a messenger RNA of Cladocopium goreaui, 8841 nucleotides long. The record is from the annotation of a GenBank genome assembly. Lineage: Eukaryota; Dinophyceae; Suessiales; Symbiodiniaceae.